Molecule: messenger RNA, 891 nt
Organism: Prunus armeniaca (apricot)
Lineage: Eukaryota; Viridiplantae; Streptophyta; Magnoliopsida; Rosales; Rosaceae
Source: the annotation of a GenBank genome assembly
AUGGGAAUGGAAUCGUGGUGGUCGAAGUUUAUUUCUGUAUGUAGUUUUAUUUUGCUAUUACUCAAUGCCAAUCACUGUUUUUCACCUGUACAGAAUCAGGCACUUGGCCAGGUUGAUGAGUGCUCAGCCUUGCUGCAGUUCAAGGAAAGCUUUGUAAUUAGCAAGUCUGUUUCUGCAGAUCCUCUUGCUUAUCCGAAGGUUUCAUUUUGGAUGCGAGAAGGAGAUGAGAAUCGGAGUAAUUGUUGUUCAUGGGAUGGUGUUGAGUGUGAUGAAGACUUUGGCCAUGUUGUCGGCCUUGAUCUCCGUAGCAGCUGUCUCUACGGUUCUAUCAAUUCCAGCAACACUCUCUUCCGCCUUGUUCACUUGCAGAGACUUGACCUCUCAGAUAAUCACUUCAAUUUCUCUCAAAUACCAUCAAGGUUCGGUGAUGAUCUUUCGAGUCUGACAUAUCUCAACCUUUCAAAUUCCUUGUUUUCCGGAGAAAUUCCAUCAGAAAUUUCAAAGUUAUCGAAGCUGUCUACCCUUGAUAUGUCGUUCAAUGAUCAGAAAGCUAAUGAUGAUAGUUUCUCUUUGAAACUGACCAAUGCCAACAUGAGAAGCCUGGUUCAAAACUUGACCGCCAUAAAACAACUUCAUCUUAAUUGGGUAGAGAUGUACUCCACUGUGCCUGAUAUCUUGGUCAAUGCAUCUUCUCUCACAUCUCUCCAACUUCGCGGUUGUGGUUUGAAUGGGGAAUUCCCAAUUGGCAUUUCCCACCUACCAAACUUACAGGUUCUCUAUGUGCAAUGCCCUCAAGAAAUUGAAUGUUGCCAGCACGAAUUUCUCUGGCCAACUGCCUACCUCCCUCGGAAACCUUCAUUCCUUGACUCUUUUUGCCAUCUCAUUUUGUAA